CGGCGGCGCAUUCUGAGAUACAACUGUCAACACACAUUUUAUCAACGAUUUUUCCUCCGCAAAAAUAUUUUCUCCGGUACUUUUAUUGUAUGUAGAACUUAUCGAAGAGAUUUGAAACAAGUUAACUGUGAAGUAGAUACGGCAAAGAAGUGAUUCUAUCUGAAAACAAUGACGGAGACAGAGUUCGACUGGGACAACAUUAGCAUUGGCGAGCCGGGUUUGAAUACCUCGGGAAGUUAUUUCUUCAGACAUGUUGAUGAGAUGGAGGGUGAGCAGCCAGAGCUUGAUUGUGGUGCCUCCGGCAGUAGUUCCUUGGAGCAGAGCUCCGAGAACGACAACGAAAGUGGGAACAGUGGUCAAAUCACUCAGAGGAAUCGCCAACAACGGCAGCAGACAAAAGCCCGACAGGAGGAGACCUGUGAUCGGGCCUAUCGUUACGCUAAGGUGUACGAGGAAAAGCGUAGGAUUCUUCGUGAGAAAGAACAGAAGCAGCUCGAGGAAGGGAUGAAGUUCCAUGCCAGGCCGGCACCCAACUUCAAGCAGACCGGUGAACAUCGCAAAAAAGAGAACGCCGAGCCGAAGUUCACAGUUCCGUUAACGCCGAAGCAGAUGAAACCUGAACGGUUGAAAAAGUCUGCCGAUUUGGCGCAGAAGAUGCAAAGUCGCACCAAGGAUCCGGAGCCGGAGAAAUUUAAAGCGCACGAUGCAAAGGUCCUAAAGGAGAAACCCUUCAAACCGGCACUGACGAAGGCGGUGAUAAAGCCGGAACCGUUUAAUUUGCGAAUGUCGGAACGAAUCCGGGAGCGGAAGCUGUUCGACGAACAGCUCCAGAAGGCCAAAGAGGAGAAGGCUCGUCGCGAGGCGGAGGAACGACGGGCAGCCGAAGAGCGCGACCUGAAGUUGAUACGGAAGCAGAAGGAGUUCAAGGCGAAUCCGAAUCCGUUCAAAUGAUAUGGAUGGGCGAGGAUUCGAUAUACGCGGUCAUAUUGUUAUUGGUUCUGUCACGACAUUACUCGUCUAUUAUGUAGCUAUAAUAUCUUAGCAUGUAGGAAGCGAUUUUAUUUAAUGAAUAAAACAAUUUGAUGGAUAA
This is a messenger RNA of Toxorhynchites rutilus septentrionalis, 1090 nucleotides long. Its product is annotated as trichohyalin-like. The transcript has 3 exons. Bases 169 to 951 code for a protein of 260 amino acids. NCBI's taxonomy places the organism in Eukaryota, Metazoa, Arthropoda, Insecta, Diptera, Culicidae. The record is from RefSeq and is a predicted model, not a curated record.